AUGACAGGCAUGGGCGUGGGCGUGGGCGUGGGCGGCGUGGGCUGCGCGAACACGUGCGAGCGACGUGCGCACGCGCGGAUGCCGCAUCCAGACCAGGUACGAAGCACCCCCCUGCUGGCGGGCGUGGCGCCGCUCGGCUCGCCGCAGUCGUCGCUGGCGUCGCUCGCGCCGCUUCACCCGCCACCAGCGCCCUGCGGUUCAGGUGGCUGUCCACUGGGCGCGGCGUGUUCCGCGCCGGCGCCGGGCGGCGACAUCUACGCGUGCGCGGCGCGGGAGCGAGGACACUACGUAGCUUAUGAACCGCUGGGACACUAUACACAUCGCGACUCGCUGAGCAGUGAGUCGGGCCCGGUCCCGGCGGCGGGCGGGUCGCUGCAGCGGCGGCCCGCGCCCGCGCCCUCGCACGCGCUACACAGCUUCACGCUCAGCGACAACGCGAGCGACCACUCCACACCUACACAUUCACAUUCGAGAGGGAGCGUAAGAGAAACCUCUCCUUACAAGAAGAGCGCGAGUUCGUCCCCCGGACACAUACCUAACAGACUUCAAUUAGGUGGCAGUGUAACCCACUGCGCGGAGGAACUCGAACCCCUGACCCCGUCCCGCUCGACGGAACGCCUUCACCGCGAGAUGCAGAACCUCGAGGGUCUGAUGAAGGACCUCUCGGCCAUCACCCAGCAGCAGUUCCACUGCUAGUGCCGGCGAAGCUGCCGCUGCGAGCCUCGCCGUGACAGCCGCGAACGAUCCGAGUACCGGUAUUGAAAUAUAAACUUUGUUGCAACGGAAUAAGACUCGAUUUCCUAUGAUUAUAUGGUGAGAAAAUUGUAUCUGCCCUGGGAGUACCGGUAUUGAAAACUAGAUUUACUUGUAAAGGAGUAAGAGUCAAUUUCCCGUAAUGAUAUUGUGAGGUUUGAGAAAUUAGUACCGGUAUUAAAAAAAGAACCUUAGGCAGCAAGGCAUAAGACUCGAUUUGCCAUGAUAAUAUUGUGAAGAAAUCAUACGUGAAAAAUGUAUAUUAUAAAAUGUCCUCAGUUGACUAAAGUCGAGCCUAAUAUACGGGUAUGUAAAACUCAAAUUGCUUUGACAACGAGCUAACAGUCAGAAGACACAGGUUUCUCGAAUAGCAAUGGGACUGCGACUGGAAAUCAACCUUAAUAGUCAACAAAUACGACUUAAUUUACAAUGAAAGGAUGAUUCAAAAUUUGAACAAAAUACACAGAAAUUUAAGUCUUAUAUAAAAUCCAAUAUUAUGACACGAUGAAGAAUGGAAAUCGGGAGAAAAAUAUAAUUGUGACGUCAGAAGUAGUAAAAACGGGUGACGUCACUCUCCUUGUGAGUCGCAUAAGCCAUAGAAAAUAAAUAAAUACAAAUAAGAAGUGAUAUUGAAAAUAAUGUGAAGAAAAUAAUAAUAAAAUUGUGACGUCAUCAAACAUAAGUUGCUUAUGAAGAAGACAAAAAAUAAAGUCAAUUUAAAAUACGCGAAAGAGAGCAUGAAACUGAGAGAGAAAGAGAAAGAUUGACUUAUAACGAAAGAGUUCGAUUUAAAGCGAAUAGAACGACAAAUUAAAGUGUUUUCGAAAAGUUGGUAAAAGCGCCAUCUAGUUGUUUCAAUCGGAACUAAGACAAUUAGUACAGCGUUAUAAUAAUAGAUGGCGCUUAUCAGUUUUAAAGUACUGGUUUACUAGUGGGACGAUUUCGGGCAUUUAUAAGCAUUCAGCAAUUAUUUGCUGUUUGCUAAAAACAAUAUAAAUAUUGUGACUAAGAUUGUGACGUAUUAAAAAGGACUCGAUCGAUAGUGAUAAAUUUUGGUGUAUUAAUAGUUCUGAUUGCGAAAAGUGGUUCUAAGAUUUGUUGAUUUAAAUGUCUUGCUUGUAUUUGUAAAAUUCGCACAAUUUUUUGUCUUCAAAACCGUUUUAAAAUCUGUGACAAUUCAGACCUCCAAGAUUGAAAAGGCGCUUAUCCUAAGCGUGGAAAAGAGAUGCUAUAUAUUGCUAUCUCGCUCACACAAAUAUAAUACUCUUAAUACAAGAGCUUAUAAAUCUGUUCACAGCAAUACAACGCGAAAACGAAGUAAAAUAAUUUUGAAAAAAAAAAGAUUUUGAA
Trichoplusia ni (cabbage looper) is the source of this 2103-nucleotide messenger RNA. RefSeq lists its product as uncharacterized. NCBI's taxonomy places the organism in Eukaryota, Metazoa, Arthropoda, Insecta, Lepidoptera, Noctuidae. The record is from RefSeq and is a predicted model, not a curated record. Gene Ontology annotation, cellular component: membrane. The transcript is spliced from 6 exons. Bases 1 to 696 code for a protein of 231 amino acids.